AUGCUUGAAAUUUCUAUUAGAAAAGCUAUCAAUAAGCUCACAAACAAGCUUGCCAGCAGUGUGAACUUCACUCGUGCAGAAUGUGAGGCCUUGCUUAAUAUGUUUGUGAAGUUCGAUCCCAAAAAGCCUUUUGGAAAGUUAGAUCGAAUGAAGUUUCGAGAAAUACUACAUCAUACAUUUAAGAUGACAGACGAUGUUAUGAUUGACAGAAUUUUUCGUGUUUUUGAUAGAGAUCUUGACGGUGGUGUUAAUGCUCAAGAAUGGGUUAUGGGUCUCUCAACAUUUCUCAGAGGAACACUGUUAGAAAAAACCAAAUUUGCUUUUGAAGUCUACGACCUCAACAGUGAUGGUCGUAUAACCAGGGAGGAAAUGUUCCAAUUACUGAAGUACUCACUCAUUAAA
Trichobilharzia regenti is the source of this 402-nucleotide messenger RNA. NCBI's taxonomy places the organism in Eukaryota, Metazoa, Platyhelminthes, Trematoda, Strigeidida, Schistosomatidae. The record is from the annotation of a GenBank genome assembly.